This is a messenger RNA of Cooperia oncophora, 243 nucleotides long. NCBI's taxonomy places the organism in Eukaryota, Metazoa, Nematoda, Chromadorea, Rhabditida, Trichostrongylidae. The record is from the annotation of a GenBank genome assembly.
AUGCAUGCGACUGCCAGCUUCAUCCAAGUGUGGGAGGAGAAGCGCAGCGACGUCGGCCUCGCUACCGUGGAAUGCUUUGAUCCUGAAGGAACGUAUCCUGUAUGGCAGAGCGUCCCCUCUAUGACGAAGCGAAGGGCAGGAGUCGGUGUUGGUGUUGUCGACAACUUGCUCUACGCUAUUGGUGGUUGGGAUGGCAAACAUUCGAGUAGCGUUGAAAGGUAUAACGCAUUCUCCAACUCAUAA